GUGCACCAUUAAGCUCUCUAUUAAGGUGGAGAAUCCUAGGAUCAUCUCUAUGCUACUAGUCUUUUAAGGACGACAGUGGCUGAGUGGAAGAAGAAAAUGCGAUGAGGAAGAUGAAAUCGUUGGCUGUGGUUGGCGAUUUCAGCGUAUGGUGUGGUGGUGGGUUAUAUCUUUAUAUGAGUUAUGGGAUAGACUUUUUUACGAUAGUAAUGGGUUGGAUCUGCUGUUGGGCUUUCCGUUGCAUGCUUGUCAAGCCCGUUGUGGUUUCUGCGGGUCAGUUUCAAGAGCCCGUUCACUCUCAUCAAUUUCCUCUAUCAACCAAUCUAUUUUUUUUCCAUGUAACCUCAUUCAAAAAGGAGGGGGAACUCCCUUCCUUAUAAUAUCCAAAGAAAAAAAUAUGUUGCAUUUAUACUUAAUGAAAAAAAUAUAAAUAAAUAUGCAUUCUCAGAUGAGAAGACCCUUCAAAUUCAGAAUAGUCCUAUGGAUGUUAUCUCUGGACAAUGACUUGAAAUCAAACACCGCGAGAUACUAUGAACCAAAUAUAUCAUGAUCCUCUGGAGGUUGAACUGGGAAGGAACCCUAGCUGGGUGUGGCGUGGUUUAAUGGCUGCUAAGGAUCUGGUAAAACGAGGUUUAAGGUGGAGAGUGGGCAAUGGGAACAAAAUAGAUAUCUAGCUUGACAGGUGGAUACCUUCCAGUACCACUUUUAAAGUUACUUCCCCGACAGUUCAUUGGGGUAACUCAACCUCUGUAGCUGAAUUGGUGGACAUUGAGACCAGAAGCUGGCGUGUAGACCUACUCCAGACCCAUUUCAACCCCACGGAUUGCACUAACAUUCUAAAAAUUCCUAUCCCAAGACAACCAAUCGAGGAUAGGAGGAUAUGGGGGAAGGAAAAAACGGGUGAGUAUACUGGGAAGUCUGCUUACAGACUAUGGGAGGAUAGAAACAUUGAUGAAGAGGGUGAAUUUUAUUCGCCGGUUAACUGGAAGAAGGUCUGGAACCUUCAGAUUCCUCCAAAGGUGAAGGUGUGUGUUUGGAGAUGGCUGAGAAACAUUAUACCUACAAGGGCUCGAAUCCUAAAACUCACUCAACAAGGCAGCGAAGAUUGCCCUUUCUGUGGCCUAAUGGAAACAGAAGAACACAUUUUUCGAGAAUGUGCUUGGGCUGGUAGGGUCUAGCGAUACAACACGUUGGGUUCAUACAUAGAUAGAGGGGAGAAUCUUACCUCGGAGAAUGGGAAAUUCUGGCUCGAGCUAGUGAGUGGUUGAAGGAUUACCUGGAAAAGAAGAGGAAGUUCCAACCAGCGGAGCGAAUGGAGGAGCAGCGGUGGAAACCUCCGAUGAUGGGGUCAGUGAAGCUCAGUGUCGAUGUUGCAUGCUUCGAGGGCCAAAGAAUGGGAUGGGGAGUGGUGGCGAGGGAUGCAACUGGACAAUUCCUAUUUGGAGUUGUGAAGAGAUCACAGAUUCAAUGGAACCCGGAAGAAGUGGAGUCAGGUGGGGUUUUGUGGGCCGAGACAGGAAUAAAUCGACCCAUUUGAUGGCCCAUUUUGAUUGUAGUUGGGAGACUGAAGAGGUGUGGGUUGAUAGCCAACCUCAUUUUCUUGUACCUCUUCUAAGAGAGGCUUUCGCUGAAAACUUUGUGUCUCAUGGUUAAUUAGAUGAAUACAGUUUUUCCUAUUAAAAAAAAAUAUAUCAGUGAUAAUGUAUUGUGUGUUUAAAUCGUUAUUUAACUUUGAACGAAACCAUUUUAUAUCGACAUGUAAAAAUAAAAACUAUUUUAUAUCGAUAAAAUGCUACAACGUUU
Messenger RNA from Linum trigynum, 1800 nucleotides. The record is from the annotation of a GenBank genome assembly. NCBI's taxonomy places the organism in Eukaryota, Viridiplantae, Streptophyta, Magnoliopsida, Malpighiales, Linaceae.